AUGCUUGUGCUUGUAGUCACUGUAUCUGUUGCCAAUGUGUUUUUUGCUGCUGGAGUCUCUUGCUUACCCCUAAUGGACCAGGGCCCAUACCUGGACCAUGGCUGGGACCAGGUUGUGCGCUUGAGGCACUUGUAUGCUACGAGGCCAGGACUGCACCUACUGAUCAGUGCAGAUGGAACGAUCCAUGGCUCUGCAGACCAAACAGUGUACAGUCUGCUGGAGAUCCGACCUGUCGAUCCAGGCUGUGUCGCCAUCAGAGGAGUUGCAACUUCAAGAUUUCUCUGCAUAGAGGGCGAUGGAAGACUGUACUCAUCGCACAUCUACAGCAGAGACGACUGCGCCUUCAGAGAGAAGAUCUUAGCAGACGGGUACAACGUCUACACCUCUGACAAACACGGAGCCUUGCUCAGUCUGGGAAACCAGCGGCAAAGGCUGCAGGGCAGAGACCGAGGUGUCCCGACCUUGGCUCAGUUCCUCCCGAGGAUCAGCACCCUGGCUCAGGACUCCGCCUCCGGACGGGACCUCCAUGAGCAGCCGUGGCAGAGUGCAGCACAGACAGAGGAACCCGUGGACACAAUGGAUUCUUUUGGAAAGCUCUCUCAGAUCAUUCAAAGUCCCAGCUUCCACAAAAGAUGAAAGAGCAGGUCAGAGACACCUGGAAACCACUGUGUCCUCAGAGGUUCUGAGCACCGAGCACUCCGCCCUGUACGUCGCACAACCAGGGACUCACGGCAUCUAGAGCCCACCUGCUCCUGUGGAAGUGAAUCAGCUGUGAAACACGAGCGCACAGUCUGACAGAGUACAGAACACUGACAUCUCCUCUGUUUUUAUACAAAUUCUACAACCAAACAAUCAAAGACGUUGUUUCACCAUGUGUGAUGUCACAGUGCUCUCAUGUGAAACCAUGAGCCAUCGUUUGAGGUCAGACGACCUUUGUUUGAUAAAUCUUGGUGAACAAUAGUUAUAGUUCCACAGACUUUUAUAACAUCACCAGACUUUCUCCUUCAUUUCCAUUUCCAUUACGACACCAACAGAGGUCACUGCCACACUGUUGUGUUUGGACCUCAGACGAUGAACUGAGACUGUAGGUGUUUUUAGACUUCCUGCUCAGAGCGGUGACGAGUGUGCAGUGAGGAAAAGAAGAGCAGAAGUGUUGUAUUUAUUAAGUUAUUUAAAUAGCCAACAGUAGAACUGUAAAUACCUUGUAUGUAUG
This is a messenger RNA of Solea solea (common sole), 1213 nucleotides long. It is a transcript of the gene fgf19, whose product is annotated as fibroblast growth factor 19. The transcript is spliced from 3 exons. Gene Ontology annotation, cellular component: cytoplasm. Lineage: Eukaryota; Metazoa; Chordata; Actinopteri; Pleuronectiformes; Soleidae. Gene Ontology annotation, molecular function: growth factor activity; fibroblast growth factor receptor binding. Bases 1 to 636 code for a protein of 211 amino acids. The record is from RefSeq and is a predicted model, not a curated record. Gene Ontology annotation, biological process: positive regulation of gene expression; positive regulation of cell population proliferation; fibroblast growth factor receptor signaling pathway.